AUGUUGGAAAUGGAGAAGGAUUUUGAUUCCAAGGUCAAGAUUCAACGGACUUCUUCCUCUUCCAAUGGUGCUGGGGUUGUUCAGAGAUCCAAAAGCUUCGUUUUUAGGGCUCCUCAGGAGAAUUACACCAUUCAGGACUUUGAAUUGGGCAAGAUCUAUGGUGUUGGCUCUUAUUCUAAGAUCUAUGGUGUUGGCUCUUAUUCUAAGGUUGUGAGGGCAAAGAAGAAAGACACAGGUGUUGUGUAUGCAUUGAAGAUCAUGGACAAAAAAUUUAUUACCAAAGAGAACAAAACUGCAUAUGUGAAGUUGGAACGCAUAGUGUUAGAUCAAUUGGAUCAUCCUGGCAUUGUGCGGCUAUAUUUCACAUUUCAAGACUCAUUUUCUCUAUACAUGGCACUUGAAUCCUGUGAAGGUGGAGAACUCUUUGAUCAAAUUACCAGGAAAGGCCGUCUAACUGAGGAGGAAGCACGGUUCUAUGCAGCUGAAGUUGUUGAUGCUCUUGAAUACAUACAUGGUUUGGGAGUGAUACAUCGUGAUAUUAAGCCAGAGAACUUAUUACUCACAGCUGAAGGACAUAUUAAAAUAGCCGAUUUUGGGAGUGUGAAGCCUAUGCAAGAUAGUCAAAUUACCGUCCUUCCAAAUGCAGCAUCAGAUGACAAAGCCUGCACAUUUGUGGGAACAGCUGCUUAUGUCCCUCCAGAGGUUCUUAAUUCUUCUCCCGCAACUUUCGGAAAUGACCUCUGGGCACUUGGCUGCACAUUAUACCAAAUGCUUUCUGGAACUUCUCCUUUUAAAGAUGCAAGUGAAUGGCUUAUUUUCCAAAGAAUUAUAGCAAGGGAAAUUCGAUUUCCAGAUUACUUUUCAGAUGAAGCAAGAGACCUUAUUGACAGGCUAUUGGAUUUAGACCCGAGCAGGAGACCAGGGGCAGGACCUGAUGGUUAUGCUAUUUUGAAAAUACAUCCCUUUUUCAAGACAGUUCUCUGGGAUAACUUAAGGGCACAAACUCCUCCAAAACUUGCUCUGGAACCCGGGACUCAAUCGCCUGCUGCCGAUGAUGUUCAGGAGUCAUCAUGGAGUCCUUCUCACAUCGGCGACGGUUCUGCAGCUUCGGCUAAACAGCCUGAUGGCACUACAUCACCUUCAGAGGGAACCGGUUCUAUAACCAGGCUUGCUUCAAUUGAUUCCUUUGAUUCAAAAUGGCAACAAUUUUUGGAUCCCGGGGAAUCUGUUCUUAUGAUCUCCAUGGUGAAGAAAUUACAAAAAAUAACAAGCAAGAAGGUUCAGCUCAUCCUUACCAACAAGCCGAAGUUGAUCUAUGUGGACCCUUCAAAAUUAAUUGUAAAGGGAAAUAUAAUAUGGUCUGAUAAUCCAAAUGAUUUAAGCAUUCAAGUGACUAGUCCUUCACAUUUCAAGAUUUGCACACCUAAAAAGGUUAUGUCUUUUGAGGAUGCUAAGCAAAGAGCAUCUAUAUGGAAAAAGGCAAUUGAAGGACUUCAAAACCGGUGA
Vicia faba (fava bean) is the source of this 1506-nucleotide messenger RNA. NCBI's taxonomy places the organism in Eukaryota, Viridiplantae, Streptophyta, Magnoliopsida, Fabales, Fabaceae. The record is from the annotation of a GenBank genome assembly.